Vicia faba (fava bean) is the source of this 591-nucleotide messenger RNA. The record is from the annotation of a GenBank genome assembly. Lineage: Eukaryota; Viridiplantae; Streptophyta; Magnoliopsida; Fabales; Fabaceae.
AUGAUGAGUGUGAGAGCAAGUUCCUUAGAAAAAGGUACAACUUCUGUGACUGCCUUAGGUGGCCAUUUCCCCAACCAACCUGCUGACCAACUCCUUCGCCAGAUCAAACAUAAGGUUGCAGAUGUCAUAUUUAACCUUGGGUUUCUUCUCGACAACCUUUUUGCGGAUUACUUUCGAAAGCAAGAGGCUUUGAACAAGAUUGAGCAUAAAGUGGAGACCCAAACACCAGAGUGGAAUGCAGCCACUGAAUCUAACAACAAAGUUGAGACAUUGGAGAAAUAUUUUUCGCAGAAUCAAGAGGAUCUCAACAUUUGUGCGAACAACAUCUCUUCUUGGGAGAAACAAAUUGAGGAAAUGGAAGAGAACAUUCAGAAGGCGAAGGAUCUUCAGGAAGAGAUCCGUAAACUCAAUCACAAGCAACUUGAUGAUGAAAUCGAGGUAGGUGUCCAUCAUGUCGAGAAGGCCCAAAAAUUGGAAGCCGAGAUUAAGGACCUGAAGCUUGGAAAGUUUGUGAUCAAGCGUCGCUUGCUGGUGUCUACUGCAAAGUAUAGGCGAAUGAAGGCCUCUCUCCCAGUUGAUUUUUGUACUUAG